GGCGGCCAGAGGGUAAUUCCAUAUAAAGCCGUCUCCUUCCUUUUCUUCCUCGUUUACAGCAUCCCUUGAAUGCUCAGCUAGUCUCACGAGUUGAACCGACACCGAAGUUGUGCAGCUCUUCAAAAACCCGUCUUGUCAUUUACCAAGCGGUCUCCAUUACCUCAGGCAUGGCUAGCUACCAUAAACCCGACGAGAAGACUUUGCAGGGCCUGAAAGACAUCGCUAACAAGCUGCGGAUCAACUCUAUCAAGGCAACAUGCGCCUCCAACUCCGGUCACCCCACCACAUGUUGCAGUGCAGCAGAGCUCAUGUCCGUGCUGUUCUUCCACACCAUGCGUUACAAAGCCACUGACCCACGCAACCAGUGUAACGACCGCUUCGUGCUGUCUAAGGGUCAUGCUGCACCAAUCCUGUACGCUGCCUGGGCGGAGGCGGGCUUUGUGAAAGAGGCCGACCUGAUCAACCUGAGGAAGCUCGACUCUGACCUGGAGGGUCACCCCACACCUAAACUGGAGUUUGUUGACGUGGCAACGGGGUCUCUAGGACAGGGGCUGGGGGCUGCCUGCGGGAUGGCCUACACCGGGAAACACUUCGACAAGUCCAGUUACCGUGUGUACUGCAUGCUGGGUGAUGGGGAGUGUUCGGAGGGGGCUGUCUGGGAGGCCAUGGCGUUUGGUUCCCACUACAACCUGGAUAACCUGGUGGCUAUUAUCGACGUUAACCGCCUGGGACAGAGUGAAGCUGCUCCUCUCAAACACAACAUGGACGUGUACCGUAAACGCUGCGACGCCUUCGGGUGGAACACGUAUGUGGUGGAUGGUCAUGAUGUCGAGGAGCUGUGUAAAGCUCUGUGGCAGGCCCAGCAGGUGAAGGGGAAACCCACCAUGAUCCUGGCCAAGACCUUCAAGGGGAGAGGACUCAAAGGCAUUGAGGAUAUGGAGAACUGGCAUGGUAAGCCCAUGCCUAAGGACCGUGCAGAGGAGGCAAUUAAAGACUUGGAGGCUCAGAUUCAGAACCCCAACAAGACCAUCUGCCCCGAGCUACCUAAAGAAGAUACCGCCCCUGCUGACCUCUCACCUAUCACCCUGCCCUCCCCGCCAAACUACAAGAUUGGGGAUAAGGUGGCUACUCGUAAGGCGUAUGGCGUGGCCCUGGCUAAACUGGGUCAGUCCAGUCAGAGGGUGGUCGCUCUGGAUGCUGACAUGAAGAACUCGACCUUCUCUGAGAUGUUCCACAAGGCCUUCCCUGAACGCUUCGUCGAGUGCUUCAUCGCUGAACAGAACAUGGUGAGUGUGGCAAUUGGCUGUGCCACGAGAGACCGCACAGUGGCGUUUGCCAGCACCUUCGCUGCCUUCCUGUCCAGGGCCUACGACCACAUCAGAAUGGCCGCCGUCUCCGAGUCUAACAUCAACUUGGCUGGGUCUCACUGCGGCGUCUCCAUCGGUGAGGAUGGCCCCUCCCAGAUGGCGUUGGAGGACAUUGCUAUGUUCCGCGCUAUCCCAACAUGCACUGUGUUCUACCCCAGCGAUGGCGUGUCUGCUGAGAGGUCUGUGGAAUUGGCUGCGAACACCAAGGGAAUCUGUUUUAUCCGCAUCACCAGACCAGAACUGAAAGUGAUCUACGACCCCGACGAGAAGUUUGAGGUGGGCGUGGCCAAGGUGGUGCGUCAGUCCGACAGCGACAAGGUGACUGUGAUUGGAGCUGGAGUCACUCUGCAUGAAGCCCUGACUGCUGCUGAUGAGCUGGCCAGCGAGGGAGUGAACAUCCGUGUGAUCGACCCGUUCACCAUCAAGCCCCUGGAUGCCGCCACCAUCUUGUCGAGCGCCCACGCCACCGGCGGGAGAAUCAUCACCGUCGAGGACCACUACAGAGAGGGGGGUCUGGGGGAGGCGGUGCUGUCUGCAGUCGGGGAGGAGCCUGGUAUCGUUGUGACGCGACUAGCGGUGAACCGUAUACCCCGGAGUGGAAAACCUCAGGAGUUACUCGACCUGUACGGCAUCAGCGCCAAACACAUCGUCAACACCGUGCGCCAAACCUUCGCCAACUGAGACGGUCGUCUCAGCGCUUGUCUCCCAAAUGGCACCCUAUUCCCUAUGUAGUGCACUACUUUUGACCAGGUUUCCUAUUGGGCUAGUGCACUAGGUUGAGUAUAGGGUGCCAUUUUGGGACAUCUCUUUCCCUCAAGUCUGUACACAUUUACCAACUUCAUGUUCUCCAUCCCUCUCUCCGCAGUCUGAGGGGAAAGAGGGCUUAAAAAACCUACUUCCCUCCCAUCUACCACGAGUGUUAAACAGAACAGGGCUCUCUAGCGCCCCUUGUGGCUGCAAGUCAGAGUAUACAGCAAGACAAUAGCUGCAGUGUCGCAGCAGCAGAGCCAAUAGGCUAGCUCUCAGCAGACAGGGAGGGUUCUGAGUGAUGUCUUGACCAUCCCUGAAGGGUAAUAUGCAGUAAUGUUUCUAGAUAAUUCUUUACACACCUUAAUGCAGCCUCGUUCUAAUGAACCCUCUUUAUUUUUCGGCUAAACUGUAAUUGAGCAAUAAGGCCUGAGGGGGGGGGGGGUGGUAUACGGCCAAUAUAUCACGGCAUCAGGGCUGUUCUUAGGCACGACGUAUCGCGGAGCAUACAGCCUGGGUACAGCCCUUAGCCGUGGUAUAUUGGUCAUAUAUCACAACCCCAGAGGUGCCUUACUGCUGUUGUAACAAUACAGUUCACUAUCCAGGGAACCGGGUGCCUUCUGGGACUAUCCUGGGUAUAGAACGAGGUUUGUUUUGAGCUUGUCGUGUUCUCUGCACGUCCAGACGAUGCUGAACUAUCAGUCGGUGUGUUUCAAAUGAAGCUAAAUGUAUAUUUCUUUUCAGAUCUUUCUGUUUCUCGGGUUGGUCUCUUUUCAUUCCAGCUGCUAACAAUGUCAUCUUUUAUCUCGUUCCACAUUCCGUGUGUUAUCAUGGUUCCACAUUCCGUGUGUUGUCAUGGUUCCACAUUCCGUGUGUUGUCAUGGUUCCACAUUCCGUGUGUUGUCAUGGUUCCACCUGCUUGAUAAUGAACCUCUCCAUAGCACUGUUAGACACCAGCUCCAGGAGGAACCGGAAGGUUCCUGACUAACGUCUGCUUGUUGCUGGUCAUAGCCUUAAUUAGCAGUGAAACUGAUGCAGGGAAUCUACAUUCAAUGGACCUGAGUUGUAUGUGAGAACUUAAAUAACUUGUGAACUUUAAACUGCUAUAUGACCACAUGUGUUCUUCUAGGCUGGUUGUGGUGAUCUGGCUCGUGUUGAUUUCUGGGUAUUAUCUGACCCUAGUAUCUCCAGUCAUGUCUGUUGCCAGUCAACGGUUGGUUUGCAUUGCCAUGGUAACGCUGAAAUAAUAAACUACAACUUGACCCAA
Molecule: messenger RNA, 3381 nt
Organism: Salvelinus namaycush (lake trout)
Lineage: Eukaryota; Metazoa; Chordata; Actinopteri; Salmoniformes; Salmonidae
Product: transketolase-like
Exons: 13
Coding region: 168-2048 (626 amino acids)
Molecular function (GO): thiamine pyrophosphate binding; transketolase activity
Source: RefSeq, a predicted model, not a curated record